Molecule: messenger RNA, 948 nt
Organism: Symbiodinium sp. CCMP2456
Lineage: Eukaryota; Dinophyceae; Suessiales; Symbiodiniaceae
Source: the annotation of a GenBank genome assembly
GUGAUCGUGCACCCGGACUCCUUGCGUUCUCAUGCUGCGGCAAUGGUGCAGCUGAUGGAGUCAGCAGCCUAUGAGUGCUUCAUUCUCGCGCCCGAGAUGCUAGUACCUCUGAAAGGUCCCUGGCUCACAAACCUCUACGUUGCCACGAGCCACGCCUGGAACACCCUGUGCGCGCGCGAAGGCGACCCGCUGAUGCGAGAGAUCAUCAUGCUGUACAGCCGGGUGCCACGAGCAACGCAGUUCUCCUUGGCAGCCAUCGGGGUGGACGCCGGUCGCCAGGAGCACUCCGACGCGGCUCUUCGGAGGCGCGCAGUGGCCGCGGAGCGCUAUUUCCAGGCCAUGUAUGAGAAGACGCUACAGGACGGAUGGUCUGACCUGCCGCAUGUGCAGUUCAUGCGCGCUCGGCUCUAUCAGGCUGUCGGCAAGGUGGAACUGGCCAUGCCGAUCUACGAGGACCUGCAGAGGGAACCUUGUUGCCGAGAGCCGUCCACCUUCCAGGCGCAGAGGGAGUUUCAUCGGCUCUCGGACGACCUCCCUCGGAAGUACAUGAAGGAGGUUGGGUACAUGCUAGACAAGAGAAACCGCACCACGGGUGUGGCCGUCAACGAAAUGCAGGGUGGUAUGCUGCACGAGCUGGUGUGGUACCACAGGCGUCCCGGUUCGGGAGCCGCCUUCGACCAGGAGCACGCCUGCCAGGCACAAAGCUGGCUUCGGCCCUUGGCGCUGCUCGGUGAACCUCUGGCUGCUCUGGAUCUGGGCCUGAUGGCGGAGUUCGGCCUUUGUCAAGGAAGGAUGUCGCGACAAGGACUUGCGGAGGCCACCUCGUGGUAUCGCAUGGCCCGUGAGAAGGACCGUGUAGGUAUGGCCAUGGGCCGUUGGGGCUUGGAGGCACACAACUUCCUGGAAAUCGCGACGCGCGCGCUCCGAGAAGAGCAGAGAGCCAGGUAA